AUGCUUGAUAUUUCACGAAACCUUCCUCCUUUACGACAGGCUAAACAACUAUUCAACCACUUUGCAACAACACUGCAGCCCACGUUUGGAGUUCUACAUAUCCCCUCGACUAAUUUGUUGAUGGAAAGAACUUACGAGGGCCUGCUUGAAGGGGAUGCGCCUUCUGCAGAGAACUUGAUGUUGCUUUUUAGCAUCUUUGCUGGGGCUGCAUUGGUCUGGACCCCACAGCUUCUUGUGAAGUUGCAGUCCACUCGUGAAGAAGCCAAGACGGCUUUCCAGGCAUAUGCCCGUCUUGCCCUAGAUAUUUUGGAUCAUCCGUCUCGGCUCAUCCAGGCAUCGACUACGUCUCUCGUGGCUAUCGGGACUAUGGCUCAUUUAUUGAUGAACACAGAUGGGUUUCCUUUCAAAGUCCACCUCCUUCGCCAUCGUUGCCUGUUGAUGUCACGAGAGAUGCAAAUUCAUCGGUUAGACACGGCAAAAAGCUGCAAGGAGCGGCGAUUGAAGGGAUGUAAUAUGAUCGAUGUCGAGGUUCAGAGACGAAUAUGGUGGAAUAUGGUGGCAUCUGACUGGUUACUUUCAUUUCAUGGCAGUGCAUUUGAAGGAGCAUACACAUUUCACCCCAGACACAUGAAUGUAAACCUCCCCAGCAACACUGAUGAUGAAUUCAUCACGUCGACUGGAAUUCAGCAGGACCAUCCGCUAUCCGUCCCCACCUCCAUGUCUGCUUUUAUCAUGCGGGUGAAGUGUGCUGCACUAUGUCGAGAAGUCAUCGAUACUCUACCAUCUAUACUCCUCGACUCCACCGAGCCAGAUUAUGAUACCAUUCUUGCACUGGAUGCCAAAUUCCAGGAUCAUCUCAACGAACUCCCCGUCUACUUCAAAACGGACCCUACUAGCAUUGAGCAAAGCCGGGAGAUAUGCAAAAACCGACCCACCAUUGCCUGGCAGCGGAUCAGCAUCCAUUUCGCCAUCCACACCCGGCUCUGCCGACUCCACCGGCCAUAUCACCUAGAGGGUAUCACAAACACUAAAUACGCAUACUCCCAUCAAGUGUGUAUUCGAUCUGCCCAAACCAUUCUGGAGCUGAGACGCUCAAUGGAUGAGAUCGGUCUCGAGGUUGGACUCAAAGCAGGACGGUUCUUAACUGUAAUGCACCACGUCUGUUUCGCGGCCCUCAUUCUGGCUAUGGACGUCUCGUUCAAUCCUUCUGCGCCAGACGCAGAGCAUCGUAAGACCAAGGUCCUGGCUGCGUACCAGACCUUGGAGAAGUCGAAGCAAGAAUCAAAUUACCUGCUGGAAGGGAUUCAAAAGAAUCUUCAGACCCUGAUGUCCACACUCCACAAAAAUGAUCAUACUAUCCACAACUCGCACGAGUCUGUGUUACCAUCCUCGAGCUGCGGCCAGAGUCACUCAGUCACGGUACAACCUUCAUCUACAACGGUGAUGAAUGGGUUAGUCGAUGGUGGGGGUGCCUUAAUCAACGAUAUUAACGAAGAAGGCUGGGAGCAACUGUGGUCUGAAUUUGUGGCUGUAGCGCCCGAGCUGGACGUGCCGCAGUGGAGCUCGUUAUUAGAAGAUGUCGAUUUUAAUCCGCCGCUGAAUAUCUUCUAG
Messenger RNA from Penicillium subrubescens, 1611 nucleotides. RefSeq names its product fungal specific transcription factor domain-containing protein. NCBI's taxonomy places the organism in Eukaryota, Fungi, Ascomycota, Eurotiomycetes, Eurotiales, Aspergillaceae. The coding region runs from base 1 to 1611 and encodes 536 amino acids. The record is from RefSeq and is a predicted model, not a curated record. The transcript has 2 exons.